Nanorana parkeri is the source of this 942-nucleotide messenger RNA. RefSeq names its product ficolin-1-like. The record is from RefSeq and is a predicted model, not a curated record. The transcript has 8 exons. Lineage: Eukaryota; Metazoa; Chordata; Amphibia; Anura; Dicroglossidae. Bases 7 to 939 code for a protein of 310 amino acids.
CCAGCCAUGAAGCUACACACCAUUCAGAGCUCCAUAUGUUUGAUCCUCUGGAUGGUGACCAUCCACUGCUCUACUGAAGAGACAUGCCCAGAUGUCAAGCUUGUUGGGGUGGGAGGAUCAGAGAAGCUGGCCAUUUUACGGGGAUGUCCUGGGGCCCCUGGAGCACCAGGACAGCCAGGCCCUGCCGGUUCCACUGGACCUAAAGGUGAUCAGGGAUCACCAGGAAGUCCUGGGAAGAUGGGACCAACAGGGCCAAAAGGUGAAAAGGGGGACCCAGGAGUUGUGCUCCAAGGAACUGGCCAAAACUGCAAGCAGUUGCUGGAUCAGGGUCAGUCACUCAGCGGAUGGUACACAGUUCACCCGCUAGAUGGGAUCCCUCUUAUGGUAUUUUGCGAUAUGGAAAGUGAUGGAGGAGGAUGGACGGUGUUCCAGAGGAGGAUGGAUGGGUCAGUAGAUUUCUUCAGAGACUGGAAUGACUACAAAAAAGGAUUUGGGAAUCAGAACAGUGAAUUCUGGUUGGGGAACGAUAACAUUCAGCGCCUCACAUCCACAGGACAUUUUCAGUUACGAAUCGACCUUGUUGAUUUCGAAAACAGAAAAUUUGAUGCUGUGUAUAACAAUUUCCGCAUUGAUGGGGAGAACACCAAUUACACUCUAAGCGAUAUCAGUUACAGUGGAGGAACUCUGAGUGAUUCAUUUUCCCAGCACAAACAACAUGCAUUCUCAACCAAAGAUCGCGAUAAUGAUGAAGCAGGCCACAAUUGUGCCAAUUCUUACCGAGGAGGAUGGUGGUACACGAGUUGUCAUAAUUCUAACCUAAACGGACUUUAUUUAAGCGGCAACCACACCAGCUAUGCCAAUGGCAUAAAUUGGUAUUCUGGACAUGGGUUUCACUAUUCCUACAAAGUCGCUGAAAUGAAGAUUCGUCCGCUGGCUUAAGGA